This is a messenger RNA of Colossoma macropomum (tambaqui), 2346 nucleotides long. It is a transcript of the gene tmem167a, whose product is annotated as transmembrane protein 167A. The annotation marks the transcript as partial. Gene Ontology annotation, biological process: intracellular transport; protein secretion. The record is from RefSeq and is a predicted model, not a curated record. NCBI's taxonomy places the organism in Eukaryota, Metazoa, Chordata, Actinopteri, Characiformes, Serrasalmidae. The transcript is spliced from 4 exons.
AUUCCCGCGACGCAUGUCAUUUCCUCUAUCGUCAUUUCCUCCGUAUCAGGAAGUGUGAGGUGGCUUGUUAGAGCUAUCAAAAUGUCUGCCAUAUUCAAUUUCCAGAGCUUACUCACUGUCAUCUUACUGCUCAUCUGUACUUGUGCAUACAUCAGAGCACUAGCACCAAGUCUGCUUGAUAAGAAUAAAACAGGAUUUCUGGGUAUAUUCUGGAAAUGUGCAAGAAUAGGUGAACGAAAAAGCCCGUAUGUGGCUUUUUGCUGUAUCAUCAUGGCUUUUACCAUUUUGUUUUCAGAGUAACUGUGAGAGAACUUUGGUAGAGGGCAAAUUGGAAAUGGCAUUAUCUAAGAAGAUGUCUCUGCACCAAGGAAUCUGUAAUUUCUCAGCAUUUGGAUUGGAUUUCUCAACUGUCCGACAGUGCUGGCAUUUUGUUAAAGCACAGUUUUUAGGCAUGGGGACAUGAACUGCUUUUGACGUACAAAUUAUACACUUCUCUGCCUCCCAAACUUUUUUUUUUUGUAAACAUCAAUUGCUGUUGUUUGGGCCCUAAUGCUCUCAUCAUCACAGGCCACCGGAACCAUUUUGCUUAUAACAAAAUGUCUGUGGGAUUUGUGUUUCAGUACAAGGCAUGUGGACCAUGUUGUUGCACAUAUGUGCCUUCCUUUGUGAUCAUUCUUGUGAAUGUAUUCAUUUGAAUCCAUUCAGGUUUACCUUGGUUGUACUCUAAAAAAUUAAAAUAUCUUUUUCAAAUAUAAGUUGAGACUUAUAUUAAAUAUUAUAUAAAUAUUAUAUUAUAUUAAAAGAACCAUACCCUUAUCAUCUAAACCUUUAAUUUAUUUCUGUUAUGAUUUCUGCCAUAUACCAUUAGUGGGCAUGCUGUACAUUUUUAAGGAAGACCACCCUAGUUAUGGUUGUAUCUAUGACCUGCUACCAGUACCUCUUGUUUAGAGGUUUUGCAAUCAGUCACAAGUUAAUUUGCACAUCAGAAUACAAUACAAGAAAUGCACUGAAAAUUUGGGAUUAUUGUCUUGAAUUCCAAAAUUAAAGCAGUAAAUUAAACCCCUCUGGAGAUUGUAAAUAAUUAAACAGUAUCCGGUUUGAACCUUCUUUCUUAUCAUAGUAAUGUUUGAAUACAAGAAGCUUGUUUUAUUAACAUGAAGUAUUAACCUCACCACUUUAAGCAGUUAGCAAAAGAUGUCAUUAGUGUUUUUGUUCAAACUAAGUUUUCAUACAUAAGGCUUCCAAGAAGUGGUCUAACUUGCAUAUAAAUCUGUCUUUAUCCUCCAACAAAUUGCAGAGAAAGCUAGUGUUUUUAAGAGUAGUAGUCUCAGGAGGAUAUAGAAAUCCCAAUUAGCCGUUCACCAGGCCCCUCCUGUAGUAUUUGCUGUAAAUGCACUUAAUAUUGCCAGAUGGGAUCCUAACCCUAAAAAGCAACCAUACUCAUAAGCAUUGAUUUGCUAAAUAUUUUAACGUUUUAUAGGACCAAUCUCUGAAGGACACUCAAGUUUGUUUUGAGAUGUCUGUAUAUCUAGACCCUUCUUCACUGUGAGAUUAACAUGAAAAUGAAUUGAUUCUCUGAAAGAUGUCCUCUUGAUGUUAUUUUGGAACCAACCAUUAGAACACAAUAAUUGAUGUAGCUCACAUGAAUGUUUGUGAGAAGUCUACAAAAAAGCACACUAUGAACCAUUUUCAUUUAGGCCCCAGAUGUGUUCUUGUCAAAUGAGAGAGAAAUUUUAUGUCUAUAAUCCAGCAAACAUACAAAAGCAGUUGAGCUGCCGUAAAAAGUAUAGUAGAAAUACAGUAUUGUGGCAGGGCCUUUUUCUUGACAGCUUGUGUCAUUGUUGAGAACAGGCUAGGAUGUGCCCUCCUAGUUUCAAAUGAAAGGAAGAUGGUACAGGCCACUCAUGAGCAACUGCAGUGCUGGGCAUUAUCUCACCUGAUCUUUUUAAAACUUCAUGCUCACCAUUUAUCAUGGGAACUAUAAAAUCAGCAGUAUUAGGAAAUAUUCAACCAUGACAAAAUAAAGACUACUAUUAUGAUAAAAACAAGAAAACAUUUAUUACAAGAUCUGUCAAAAAUUACAUCGGAAAUGUUAUUAAGUGAAAUAUUGAGUGAAGACAAAAUUAAAAUAAUAAAACCAAUCUAAAAAUGUUAAAAUAAAUGUUCUUAUGUUACCUUGGCUUCCUGGAGGUGCUGAGACCUAACUCAGUGAUGCACUUUGGAUCAAAGAACUGGAAGGACUACAAUCACUGUUUCUUGAUUUUCCCAUUGACAGAUUUUACUGAAAAUAAGGUGAAAUACUGUACUACUUUAAACAGAAAUAAAAGAAGCCAACAUUUUAGCAGA